This is a messenger RNA of Nicotiana attenuata, 408 nucleotides long. Its product is annotated as putative protein TPRXL. NCBI's taxonomy places the organism in Eukaryota, Viridiplantae, Streptophyta, Magnoliopsida, Solanales, Solanaceae. The coding region runs from base 1 to 408 and encodes 135 amino acids. The transcript has 3 exons. The record is from RefSeq and is a predicted model, not a curated record.
AUGGGUGGAAGGCCUAAAAUCAUUAAAGCUUUUUCACAGACAGGCAUCUCCGGGCCUGCUUCUAGUACAAGUGCUUCAUUCCGGAGUCCCCGGCCGAAGAACAAGCAACCAAAAAGAAGGCGUUCUUCCGCGACCGUGGGAAAGAAUAAGAGGGCGAAGAAUGCUGCCCCCGAGUCAUAUCCGGAAGUCAUGAUCCCAGUUGCUGCACCCAAUAUUGUGGGGCUGAGUACCGGGUCCUUCCCAUCUUCAGUUGACGAGAAACCAACAACCAGCACUGCGCUUGCCGCAGCUGCUUCUCACCCUUCAACGCUAUCAGCUUCAUCUCCUUCUUCACUAACUGUUCCACCAGCAAAUGCUAUGUUAUCUCCACCGGUCAUAUCUAUCCGGGAAGAGGAUGUUUCCCCCUAG